Ylistrum balloti is the source of this 5744-nucleotide messenger RNA. Its product is annotated as ras-related protein Rab6. The record is from RefSeq and is a predicted model, not a curated record. The transcript has 8 exons. Lineage: Eukaryota; Metazoa; Mollusca; Bivalvia; Pectinida; Pectinidae. The coding region runs from base 117 to 746 and encodes 209 amino acids. Gene Ontology annotation, molecular function: GTP binding; GTPase activity.
ACGUGGCGACGUCAGUAUAGACAAGAUAAUUAUAAUUAAAUAUUUAGACGAAGUCAUUCCAUUUAUAGACACAUUUAUCUUUCUAAAGAGGCGACUUUAUUCAGACAUAUAAGAACAUGGGUUCGUCUGGAGAAUUCGGAAACCCCCUGAGGAAGUUUAAAUUAGUUUUUCUUGGAGAGCAAAGUGUUGGGAAGACGUCAUUGAUCACACGUUUCAUGUAUGACAGCUUUGAUAACACAUACCAGGCAACCAUUGGAAUAGAUUUUCUGUCAAAAACCAUGUACCUAGAAGACAGAACAAUCCGUCUUCAAUUAUGGGAUACAGCUGGACAAGAAAGGUUCCGAAGUUUAAUACCAAGUUACAUUAGGGAUUCCUCUGUAGCAGUUGUAGUCUAUGAUAUAACUAAUGCUAAUUCCUUUCAACAAACAUCUAAGUGGAUAGAUGAUGUGAGGACAGAGCGAGGCAGUGAUGUUAUAAUUAUGUUAGUAGGAAACAAAACAGAUCUAUCGGACAAGAGACAAGUGACAACAGAGGACGGAGAGAGGAAGGCAAAGGAACUAAAUGUGAUGUUUAUAGAAACCAGUGCCAAGGCUGGCUACAAUGUGAAACAGUUAUUCCGCCGAGUUGCUGCAGCGCUACCUGGAAUGGAAACCACAGAACCCAAGAAGGGAGAGAAUAUCGAACUCAGACCUAAAGUUGAAGCAUUGGACUCGGCGGAGCAAGAAGGAGGCGGGUGCUCAUGUUGAUAGCAAAAAUGCAUUGUAGAUAUGUUCAAGUUUGAGAAAGUGUUAAAGUUCACUAUUAACGAGGCUGAAGUAGGCGUGGCCUCAUGACGUCACAUUUUGUAUGCCAUUUUGAACUAGCCAAUCCUUGGCGCGGGCUGAUGGAGCCUCACAAACGUUCCACGCGAUGCUGUGUUGUGUUUGUUUAUCUGCGGUCGGUUAUGUGAUUAUUAUGCAUGUAUGUAUUGAUAUUCGGUGAGUUCGUCCUCCUCAUAUUUUCUUGAAUCAUUUCAAAGUAUCUUUUUUAAUCAAGAAAACAAAAUAGCAACUUUGUUCUUCAGGAUUUCAUAUACUUCUACAUGGUAGCUUUAUUUACAGUACUAGUUCUUGAAAUGUUUAGAAAAAAAAUCGUUAAUAAACGCUACACAAUAUAUAACGCAUUGAACAGGUUUGCCUUGGAAUUAAACUUGUUUAUUGUAUAUGCAUUUAUAUAUUUUCCAACCAAUGUUUUCCUUAAAAAAUGCUUUAAUUCACCAGAUGAAUUACUUUGAAAUGCUUUUAGAAUAUGACUUGAACGAACGAGUGUGGCAGUUUUGUUGAGGUUUACUAUGUAUCAUAUGGAUAUGCAAGUAUGUGUUCAGUUUGAUCCUCCCUAGAGAGUCUACAGUAUCAAAGUGAUGUUGCCGCGUUGUGUAUUAGCUAUCACUGCUUUAAAAUGACUAUUUCGUUGUAUAUGCGAUUGUGAUAUAUAAUAUUAUGAUAGUUUAACUGGUAUUUCACUUAUAUCUGAGGGCGUCCCAAAUCAAUUUAAAUUGCAAUUUGGGCUUUAAUUAAAAACAUGUUUUGGUAGUAUUUUUAUCUGCAAAUUUGAAAUACAGAUGUAAUUUUUUUUGUAAUUUUAUUUAUUAAAUAGAAAUGACUUGUCAUCAUAUAAACCUGGAUAAUCUUUUGAAAAGAUCAUAAAACUAUACUUAGGAGCAUGAAAAUGUCUUUCGGUAAUAUUUUUCCUGUUUGACCCAAUUUAUCUUUGGAUAAAAUGUCUUCAUACGAGGUGAUCCUGAACCUUUAUUUGAUGAAUUGAUCUAACAUCCAAAAUCCAGGAAGUCUGCCAGCUAUGUGAUACUGUGUUCUCUAGUCAUCACCCUCGAUAACCUGUGCUGUGUUACUAGUCUAUAGGUGUACAUGUAUAUACCUCCAGGCUUUGAUAGAAGGUCGUUUGUAUAUACAUUAUAUCUAUAUAUAAUACAUAUUGUUAUAAAUGCUUAUUCUAGGUUUUUCUGUAUGAUCUAUAUGUAUUAUUGCAUAAAGUUCCACUCCAAGUGUAAGGGAGGGAAUAAAGUGCACUAUUUUGUUUUCAUUUUUCAAUAGCUGAAAUAGACUCUCAUGUUUGUAAUUUUUUGCUUAUGAAUUCUUAUAGCGCCUUUUUACCAUUUUGUACAAUCCCGUGUCAAUCAAAGUUAUUAUGUUUGUCUAAAGCCAAACAUUUUUAUUAGUUUUUUAUUUAUAUGUUCUCAAAAUAUGACUUUAUAUUUUGUAAUGUCGUUUUAGUAAUAUGAGAAUGUAAUAUCGCUUAUUCAAGGUAGGGAAAAAGAGCACUCAUUGGAAAUGGAAAUUGGGACAAAGGAAGGGCAUUUAUUUUCAUAAUUAGGAUUUUUUUUAUUUCAGUAAAAUUUUAAAAUCGUAUGUUUGACAAAGCUGUAAGAACCAUUGUAUUACAUGUUUCAUAGUAAAACGUUUCCAUAACUUUAUAUUAUUUUUCAAUUGUUGGCAUGUAAUGCUUGUAUAUAUGUAUAAUAUACAUUUAUUAUUUGUGAGAAAGAAGCUUUUGCUAUUAACGGGUACUUAAACACAGUCUCAGAACAAGGUGGACCUGAUAGUAUCACUAUGUACGCUGUUUUGUCAUAAUGGUAUAAUACUCUGAUGUUUACACUCCCUAGUCUCAACAUUUCAGUACUUACGAUACGUGUACUCUCUAACCCUUUCAUUGCAAUGCAAAAUGCACACUAUUUGUUACACUAACUGUACUAACAACGUAAUACAAUUUCAUAUAGCAUCCCUAGUGCUAACAAUGUAAUACAAAAACAUCGUUAUACAUUUUUCAAAACAACAAAAAUGUAAUACAAUGUUAUAAAUAAUAUCUAGCGCUAAAAAUAAUACCUGUUACUAACAGUGUAAUACAAUAUCAUAAAAAAUCUCUAGAACCUACAAUGUAAUACAUUGUUACAAAUAAAACCUAACACAAACAAUGUAAUACAUUGUUAUGAAUAUUCCCUCUAACAAUAUAAUACCAUGCUACAAAUACUCUAUAUCCUUUACAGAUUAAUACAAUGAUAUAUAUAUUACAUUAUCCUACCAUGCAAUAUAUCAAUAUAUCAAUUCCCUCUGCAAUAUUUUAGACUCGCUAAUUCUAUCCGUUUAUAUUUCUAAUACUAUAAUGCAUAUAUGUACACUCUCUGAAAAUAUAUAAUUACAGUGUAAAGUUAUGUAUAUAAACCAUAUUUCACUGUCUAAGUAUACUUAUUGAAUGUUCUUAAUGUUGUUGAAGACUUUUGUAUCAAAAAGAAUUACGUAACUUGUCAAUAAAAAAUGUUUGACCACAAACAGCUGACGUUACAUUGGGAAAACAAAAUUUUGAUUCAUGUCACUUUCAAUUAGAAACAAAUCUGCUGAGAAAACAUCUAUUUUCAGCCUCUUUUUCCAUAAGUUGGGUAAUUAGUUGAAAACGAGACGUCAACUUGCGACAUUUGAAAACAGCGAAAUCUCCUCUUUCAGUUUUUCAAACUACGGAAGUUUUAGAAAUAAUAUUUACAUAUUUCAAUAUUAUUAUAAGAUAUCGAGUGGCGUGAAAUUCUUUCGAUUAUUCAGAUAUUUUACAUCCCAUCUCCAUGUUCUAAUGUUAGCUGAUAUACGACUACGCCAUGUGAGGUUACCUUUUGAAGCCAAUGUUUAAGAAGUCAGUGGUUAGGACAGCUUAUAAAAUAACACUUAUUUCGUUGUCUCGUUUGUGUUUUGACUUUCAGGAAAAUGUCUGUUGGAUGUUUUCUUUAGUAACAUUUUUUCUACACCAGUAAAUAUAAUGGCUCUUCAUCUAUAAGAUAUGUAAUCAUUGUGUUAACCGUUGUUCUUGGAGUUAAGUUUCAAUAUAGAAUACCAAUUAUAUAACCACUGAUUUACAAUAGAUACAGUGUACCCAUCUACUUCAUGAAUUCACGUAAACCCCAGUAAUAAAGACAUUGAAUGUACCUGUUGGUGUAUUGAAGCAAAACUGAAGUAAGAGCUGAGAUAGUUAUUGAAAAUAUAAAGAUAUGGACCAGAUCUCUGCUGUGAACAAUGGUUGCCAUCUGUCAUUUCAAAACGGAGAAACAAAUGAUACUCUUUAUAAUUAUUUACAAGGUCGUAGUAGAGGAUAAUAGAUAAUUUCAUUAGCUGUUAUUGUAAUAGAUAGAUGGCAUAUCACGAUAGGAGCGUUAUAAAUGAGUUACUGAGGAUACGGAUUAUUCACUAAACUGAUACGUGUAAUUGCAUUGGUUUCGUUAGAAUAUGGUCAUUUCGGUCACUUUACGAACGGUAUGAAAGUUGUCGCAGAGUUAGUUAGCUAUCGGCAAUCAGUAAUUUCUUCCACGUCGGCUCAAAGUACGACAUACUUUUUUGUAUACGUAUAAGAUGCUUUAACAAUAGAUUAAUUAAGUGAUGUUUCAUGUCACCGUAUGAUACCUUAUAGUGAUAUAAUACAUUAACAAUCUGCUUGUUUUAUGCAACUUUUUUUCUAUAAUUCUUUUAGAUAUCUCGUUUCAUAACAAUAAUAUAACAGCGGUGUUGAUAUUCCGAUUCAUCAGAACGUUUAAAUCAUCAAGAAUCAGUACAGCAUGUGUUAAUCAGGGGAUGUCCGCAGAAAAGGUAAUCUUCAUUCUACUAACAUUUUUUUUCUAAACUUUGAUGGGUAUAGGUAAAAACAAUAUCAUUUGUUCUUGGUCUUGAUUCAACUAUCAUCAAAUACAUACGAGUAAAUCAAGAAACGUUUCAUAAAAUUGAUAUAUCAUUCUGUUGUUUAUUUCCGAUUCUCCUUACAGUGUCGCCUUUGUGCUUUUUGCAGUGCUUUUUACCCCGUCAGAAGUCUUAAAUGCUCAGUGCAAUUAUAAAUUAUUAGAUAAAUAUUUUUCUUCCUUUUGUUGAAUUCACUUUUGUGAAUUUCGUGUGAAUAUGUACUUACCAACUAGUCCAUGUAUAAGAUAAUAGUGUUUAUUAUGUUAUGAAUGCCAUACAGCAAUAUUUAUGCAUUAGUCCACAUAAAUGUUUGUUCUAUAAGAAGCUGGCCAGGGAAAACGUGUCAAUUAUAUUUUGAUUUUACAAUAUUGUGACGUCUUCUCAUCACCGUUUUAAUUCAAAUGAUGAAAUGUUGACGAUUCGUUGUCAUUACCUACAGUCGUUCGUUACUUACUGAUGGAAGAAAACGUACAGCAUUGUUAAAAGUUAAAUAACAUUCAUACCAGUUACUAUAUACAUUAAGUCCUAGUUUAUACUACUGCUAUUUUUGCUUUUUCAGUUUUAAGUCAUAGAUAAGUCAUUUUUUCCGUAAAUGUUCAGGAUAUAUUUUAUAGCUUUUGUAAUUCAAACCCAUGUAUACCUUUAACGCAUUUUCAGUUGUAAACUAGAUAGUUCUGUACAGCGUUAUGUGAUAACGAGAACCUCAUUAUUACGGACAGUACAUUCAAGUGGUUGUACACAAGCUUCCUAACUCAUCCGAGACACAAGUGUUUGUCCAUAUGUAAGAUCAACUAUUGAUUGAUGAAUUUUAAUACAAGAAAGUCGGUCUCCAGUGAUGUUUUCCUUCCCUGUUAAUUCCGGACCAAUCAAUCGUCCAAUGUAUUCUGUCCGUACUAACGAGGUUCUUUGUGACGCCCAUUCUGCGGCUUUAAUAUCCUCCAAAUACUCUUUUUCGUUCACAUGAACAGCUUUAAGUCAGAGCUCCUUUUGGUCCACGUUUGUAAGUAAUUAUAUCUCAAUAAAGACAUUAGAAACACA